GUCACUGCCAUCUUGUUCGUGUGACGAAGCAUGAUGGCUGCUUUUGUUACUUCGUAACUUGUUUUUGAGGUUGGAAUUGGAUUGGAACAAUCGUCGGUUCUUCUCUUCAAUUCACAUUUUGUUGUUCCGCUUACUUGUGAUUACAUUAUAAACUAAACUUCUUUUAUUAAAUACAGUAAAUUUCUGAAUAAAUAUGGCUUCGAUCCUACUACCUGAACAGAGUCCUCCUGGCUUUGUUUUCGAAAAUUGCCAGAGGAAUGCCUUCCUUGUCAAGAAGGGGGUUCCGGCACCCAAAACCAUGAAAACCGGCACAACUAUUUGUGGCGUGAUUUACAAAGAUGGCGUCAUUUUGGGAGCAGAUACCAGGGCAUCCUCCGACACCAUUGUUUCCGAACCCAACUGUCUCAAGCUGCAUUACAUGUCUAAGAACAUCUACUGUUGCGGCGCGGGCACGGCAGCCGAUGCGGACGUGACAGGUGAGCUGAUCCGCUCACAGUUGCAGCUGCAUCACCUGAGCACGGGUCGCGAGAACCUCGUCGUCACCGCCAACCGCAUGCUCAAGCAGAUGCUCUUCAGGUACCAGGGCUACAUAUCGGCAGCGAUGAUCCUGGCUGGAGUGGAUCACACUGGCCCGUCGCUCUACCAGAUCUACCCGCAUGGCUCGUCCAACAGCAUGCAAUACACCAGCAUGGGAUCUGGAUCACUAGCUGCCAUGUCUUUCCUCGAGGCCGGCUGGAAGCCUGACAUGAAUGAGGAAGAAGGGAAGAAGCUGGUGAGAGAUGCAAUUGCGGCUGGUAUUCUGAACGAUCUCGGAUCGGGAGGCACUGUCAACAUGUGUGUCAUCAAGAAGGGGGCUCUCGACUACUUGGUGCCCUAUGAGAAGCUCUGCGUCAAGGGAACAAGACUCAAUACCUAUCAGUUUAAGCCAGGCACUACAGCUCUGCUGUCAACUCAAGUUAUUCCUCUAGUAGUUGAAAAAGAAGAAGUGAGAAGAAUCGAUCAGGAGUCCAUGGAUACAUCUUCAUAAUUAUUCAAAUUUUCUAUGUUUACACCAAUUAAUUUGGAAUUUUUUCACUGUAUGGCUUACAAAAUAAUUUUUUGCUCGAAUAAAAUUAAUUAAUUCUAA
This is a messenger RNA of Nilaparvata lugens (brown planthopper), 1126 nucleotides long. RefSeq names its product proteasome subunit beta type-7 (gene Prosbeta2). The record is from RefSeq and is a predicted model, not a curated record. The transcript has 6 exons. Bases 194 to 1027 code for a protein of 277 amino acids. Gene Ontology annotation, cellular component: proteasome core complex. Gene Ontology annotation, molecular function: threonine-type endopeptidase activity. Lineage: Eukaryota; Metazoa; Arthropoda; Insecta; Hemiptera; Delphacidae.